UUCUCUUUUUUUUUUGUACCUUCUCCUCCUGUCGCUGCAGCGGGGGUACCUCCUCAGAUCCGAGCUGAGCAGGGAGACCAGCUGAUCUCAGCAUCUCUCCACACCGACAGGACCAACAAGAGGGAGAUAACGGCAAAAGUUUUGCAUCUUUUCAACAAAGUCCAAAGCUGUUGUUGUUUUUUAUUACUCUAUUUUAUGGCAGCAAUAUAAUCAAUACCUGCGCCGAAAGAGAGAAAAAAAAGAGAGACUGUAUGCAAACCUUGGAUUUUUUUAUUUGUUUUGUUUAAUUUGUUUUAGGGGAAAAUUAUAAUUUUUUUUAUUUCGCUAAUAAAACGAGGACAGAAGGAUACCUGCUAUUUCAAGGGGCCGCGGAGCGCAUCUGGGCCAAAUUCCAAUGCGAUGCUGUGGAUGUGACUUCAGUCAACAGCGAAACGCACUCCGGUGAACUACAAUGAAAGACGAAUUUACUGAUGAAGAGGAGGUGCAGUCCUUUGGCUAUAAACGGUUUGGAAUUCAGGAGGGCGCAGAGUGCACAAAGUGUAAAAAUGAAUGGGCACUAAGGGUAGCCAUCGCUCUCCUCUAUGUGCUCUGUGCCCUGCUCACCAUUGCAGUUGCUGUCCUUGGAUACAAAGUCGUCCAGAGGAUGGAAGGUGUCUCAGAGGACAUGCUGAAUUAUGGAGGCAAGAUCAAUGCUGUGGAAACAGACUUAAAGAAACUAGAUGAUCAAGCCGGAGAGAAGUCCCUCAACGCCACCAGUGAGAUUAAUACUUUCAAAUCAGAUCUGGAAGCAUUGCAAAACCAGCUGACAGGCAUUAGCAGUAGAGCAACGAGCAACAGAGACAGGCUAGAAGAGCUGCUGGUCACCGGGGAUAACAUGCAGAAUGGCCAUGUCUCUCUUCAAAGUGUUCUGGCUAGCAACGCAGACUCACUGCGAGGGAUCAAUCAGUCGUUGGCCUCCUAUAGUGGGAUGAUUAACGACCUCCAGGCUGACACUGCACGGCUCCAGUCUGAGCUCCAGGACCAGGUCAAAGUGCAGAGCGAGACUCAAGUUGGCGUCAAGUUGCUUAAUAUCACCCAAGGCCAGCAGCGCAACUUGAUCGUCACACUGCAGAAGACAGUCGAAGACGUUAGCCAGGCGGUACAGAAGCUGAAGAAUGACUAUCAGGUCCUGCAGCAAACGGCCAACCAUACGCGUUCAGAUUCAGAGUGGCUAAAAGAAAAAGUCCAGAAACUUCAGGUUUUGGCUGCAAAUAAUUCUGCCCUGUCUGUCUCCAACGGAGACACACUGGAUGACUUGAGAGGCCAACUUAACACUUUAGCCAGCCAAAUUCAGAACAUCUCAGCCAUCACCGAGAGCCAAGACCAAGGCUUACGCAAGCUAAUGGACCACCAGAGAGACAACGAUAAUGCCACCUCAUCAAAGUUUGAUGAGAUGGAAGCACGACUGGACAGACACGAGAGCAACAUGGACCGCGUGACAGGAAACAUGAGCUACGCUUCCCAGAUCUUAGGUGUCAUCAGCACUGACCUGACCAGCCUGAGAUCCUGCGCCGAGACAGUGAUGAGACAUACAGACGUGUUAGCAGGACUGAAUGCUACUGUGGAAGAGGCCAAGGCCAACGGCAAAGAGCUGCGCACACAGCAGGAAGAGCUUGCAAGCAGGUUGGACCUAGAGGUGAACAACCUGUCCAUGGUGAUGGAGGAGAUGAAGCUGGUGGACAGCAAGCACUCGCAGCUCAUCACCAACUUCACCAUCCUGCAGGGUCCACCAGGUCCAAAAGGCUCCAGGGGUGAUAGAGGUCCCCAAGGCCCUAUGGGCCAAACAGGACAAAAGGGUGAUAAAGGAGAUAAAGGAAUGCCGGGGCUGGUGGGGCCAAAAGGAGACAGAGGUGCUACUGGACCACCGGGAGUGACCGGUCCGAAAGGUCCCCCCGGAGCUCGGGGGCUUCCAGGACCUAAAGGAUCUAGAGGGGUAGGAGGUAGACCUGGAAACCCUGGUGAGAAAGGUGACCCUGGAGCUAAUGGCUUACCUGGAUCAGAUGGAAAACCUGGGUUGCCAGGGCCACAAGGGCCACAGGGACCUAGAGGAGCAGCAGGACCUCCUGGCAUGGAGGGGCCUCGUGGGCUUGUUGGUCCAAUCGGACCUGCUGGUCCUCCAGGCCUUCCGGGCCUCCCUGGAUCUGUGUCUCCUUUCAUUAAUCCUUCCAGAGCCCCUCAAGUUGUCAAACCUCCUUUACCGACUUUAGCUCCAGUGACAACGGACAGACCAAAAAGCUCCAUGUCUCGGCAGGAUCAGCCCCUAGCAGCUGUGCCCACCGCUAUGCCUGGUUGUCCUUCUAAGUUCAGGAAGUUUGGGAGCAGCUGCUACUACUUCUCCUCUAGUUCCCAGAGGCUUAACUUUAACGAAGCAAACAAGUUCUGUAAAAACAUGUCCUCCCAUAUGCUCAUAAUCAAUAACAUUGAAGAGCAGCAAUUUAUAAGAAAUGCCAUUUCAAAAAAGGGCUUUUUCUGGCUUGGGCUCACUGACAAGGAGGAGGAGAAUGUUUGGAAGUGGGUGGAUGGAAGCAUACCAGUUUUUACAAACUGGAAACCUGGUCAGCCAGAUAACUGGACUCAUGGUCAUGCAAAUGGGGAGGAUUGUGCAGGUCUUAUCCAUAAUGCCAACUGGAACGAUUUCUACUGCACAGACCGCAUUGGUUUCAUCUGUGAACGCACUUCUGAGGGAAAAAUCAAGAACAUUCACCAAAACCUUGGAUCAACGGCUCAUCUCAGCACCUCACCAGAUCUUCCCUCGCCUACACAGUCGCUCUCCUCCUUCCAUCUUCCCACUGUCUCGGAAAUCACAGAGCUCAUUCGGAAAUCCAAACCAUCCACCUGUCAACUGGACCCCUUCCCAACACAACUUGUCAAAACCUGCCUCCCCUCUCUGGUUCCCCUCAUCUCCGCUAUCAUCCACACCUCCCUCACCACUGGAACUGUCCCUACACUUCUCAAAACUGCUGCCAUCACUCCGAUUGUAAAAAAACCUGGUGCCGACCCGAUCAACUUCAACAACCUCCGUCCUAUCUCCAAUUUACCCUUCAUUUCCAAAAUUCUUGAAAAAACAGUUGCCUCCCAGCUCCAUACUCACCUAUCUGCCAACAGCCUGUAUGAAGAAUUUCAGUCUGGUUUCCGGCCACUCCAUAGCACUGAAACAGCACUCAUCAAAAUCACCAAUGACCUCCUCAUGGCAUCUGAUUCUGGACUACUCACCAUCCUCAUCCUCCUCGACCUGAGUGCAGCCUUUGACACCAUCUGUCACACCACUCUCCUCAGUAGGCUUUCUUCCAUUGGCAUCACUAACACUCCGUUGGACUGGUUUAUUUCCUACUUCUCUGACCGCACUCAGUACAUUCAACUGAAGACCCUCAAAUCCACCCCCUCCCCCCUCACCUCAGGCGUGCCCCAGGGCUCUGCAACUGAUGCAGAUGACGAGCAGACAAAAGGCAUCAAGAUUGGUGUCCUCUCGGUGCUUGAUGAUGAUGACGCAGUCAUUAAUAUUGCCCUCGUGUUGGAGGAAACCAUUGUCCUCAACGACAUCCCAGACACCCCGACUGCGCUUGCGUUUCUUUUUGGCCUGCUUUAUGCCCUCAACAUGGAGUUUCCAAAAGACAGCAGGAAGGCGAAAUAUCUUGUUGUCAACACCCGAGCGAUGCCUCUCUUCGCGACCAACCCCUUUGACCAAGAUGUUGAGAAAGCUACCAGUGAGAUGAAUACGGCCGAGGACUGGGGCCUCAUUCUGGACAUAUGUGAUAAGAUAGGCCAGUCCCGCACCGGGCCCAAAGAAUGUCUCCGCUCUAUAAUGAGAAGAGUGAACCACAAGGAUCCCCACGUAGCCAUGCAGGCAUUGACUCUGCUGGGCGCUUGUGUUUCAAACUGUGGCAAAAUCUUCCACUUGGAGGUCUGCUCCAGAGAGUUUGCCAGUGAAGUCAGUAAUGUCUUAAACAAGGGUCACCCAAAAGUGUGUGAAAAGCUGAAGGCGCUGAUGGUGGAGUGGGCAGAGGACUUCCGCAACGAUCCACAGCUCAGUCUGAUCUCGGCGAUGAUCAAGAAUCUACGCGAGCAAGGAGUCACCUUCCCAGCGGUGGGAUCCCAGGCUGCAGAGCAGGCAAAAGCAAGUCCAGCCUUGGUGGCAAAGGAUCCCUCCACCACAACAAAUAAAAAAGAGGAAGAAGAUCUGGCCAAAGCGAUCGAGCUGUCGCUAAAGGAGCAGCGUCAGCACCCGCAGACGUCGCUGUCCAGCCUUUACCCGAACGCGUCCAGCCUGCUCUCCACACACAAGUCCGACGGCAGAAAAGUCCGCGCCAUCUACGACUUCGAGGCUGCAGAGGACAAUGAGCUCACGUUUAAGUCGGGAGAAAUCAUCACCAUCCUGGACGACAGUGACCCCAACUGGUGGAAAGGGGAAACGUACCAGGGAGUCGGCUUGUUCCCUUCUAACUUUGUCACUGCUGAUCUCACUGCAGAGCCUGAGAUGAUGAAGACGGAGAAGAAAUCUGUGCAAUUCAGCGAAGACAUCCAGGUGGAGACAAUAGAGCCUGAACAGGAGCCUGUUUAUAUAGACGAGGACAAAAUGGACCAACUGCUCCAAAUGAUUCAAAGUGCAGAUCCGACAGACAACCAGUCUGACAGCGUCGAGUUACUCCAGCUGGAAGGUGCCUGUAAUCAAAUGGGACCCCUGAUUGACCAGAAGUUGGAGGAUAUAGACAGGAAGCACUCUGAGCUGUCAGACCUAAACGUCAAGGUGAUGGAGGCGUUGUCCCUCUACGCAAAGCUGAUGAAUGAAGAUCCAGUGUACGCCAUGUACGCCAAACUGCAGAGCCAGCAGUACUACAUGCAGCAGCCUGCGAGCGCAGCGCAGCAGGUCUACCCUGGUCAGCCUGCGUCAGGUUCAUACGCCAUGAGCGCUACCCAAGGUUAUACGGUUCCCGUGGAGCAGCUUCCUGCUGGCGCGCCCAUUCCUGGUCAGCCAGCUGCCAGUGACGUCCACAUGUACAUGGGCCAGCCACCGGUCUACACCGCAGCCCCCGGCGCUAUGGCUCCAGCAGACGGCCAGUCGUACCCAAACCCGGCCAGCGCCGCGGGCCUCGCACAGUGCACAGCUCCCGCAGGCAUGGCGCAGACGGCAAACUACAGCGCCCCGUCAGGCACAAGCUUAGCACAGCCCUCAGACGUCCCGCAGGCCCAGUACUCAGAAAAAGCCCUGCUAUAGGGCCCCCUCCUCCUCCUCCUCCUCCUCCUCCUCUUUACAUAUGGGAUAAACAGACACGUCAUCACCCCGUCGUAAGAAAUAGCUCAUUGUUGUUCCUGUUAAGAAGCGGCGGGGAGGUUUAAAAAUUUCAACCACAUCAGGAAAACACUGGCGGUUUGGUGUAGCUUGUGUUUUUAUUUGGCAAAUUCUCACAUGUAAAACUACCGUUACUUCUGUCUGCUGCUCGUGGGCUGUUCAUGGAGUGUUGACUUGAGCUCCCAAGUAGUUUUUGAAAGGUAUUCAUCUCUUCUUAUUGAUCAUGUUUGCACAUUUUGACCUCCUCAGAUGUUGGAACAUUCAGCCCGUUUUAGUUGGGCUGAUUUAUGUUUAGGUCGUGGUUAAAGUCUAAGCACCUGAGCUAAAUCUGCCCACAAUAGACUCACUUUUUGUGUACAAAUUCUGACAUUUAAGGAUUCAACCAUGUUAGAUGUAAAGCUUUAUAGGAAUAACUAAUUGUUACUUUCUUAAUAGUUUUUUUUUCCCCCCUCAAAAAAGCUAAAUAGAUCCUUUAAAAAGGGUCUAUGGUUCUGUUUUAGAUGAAUUUGUAAACAGAAGAAAAAAAAAAAAACACAAUUUAAAAUGUUUUCAAAUCUGUUACAUUUUUUAAUAUGAUUGCAGUUGUUUUGACAUGUAGACACACCUUACUCUUAGAGAUUAUAGUAGUUUAAUCCUCUCACCAAUAUAGGUGCAACAAUUUAAAAAAGUGAACCUCUUAUUCACUCGAUAUACACCAAGCGAUAUGUUUUCAAGUAUUCAUUUCGGUUGAUUUUGAAGAUUACAGCUAAUGAAGACCCAAGAUUCAACUUGCUGCUAAAUUGGAAUAUAACUUAAAAGCAACUUAAAACAAAGCAAUUAUUAUUUGUAAUACAAAUUUCCCCCAUAGUAUCAAAUAAGGUUUUGCUUCACAAGUCCAGUCAAGGCUGUGGUUAUCACUGUUGCUAGUGUACACUUUUCUGCUGAACAUUGUCCUUCCACUAAACUUUCCACUAAACGCUUGGAUAGUGCUCUCUGUAAACAGCCUGCUUAAAAAAUGACCGUGUGACGGACAACUGCCUAAGUAGAUGUCUUCCUCUUGGUUAUGUAGGCCGUAACAUGCCCAGCAACCUCACAUUUCCUUAUUUCAUUGGUACUAGGUACUAAUUGAUCGUUCUUAUAAACUACAGUUUAGGUUUGAGUUUAGGUUUAAGCCGUAAUCAUCAAAAUGAACAGAAACAAACACUACCGAGAUGUAUCUAUGUAUGACUAUUAGAAUUUAUCCCAAAUUUCGGAUUCCUUAAUAACAUUGUCAGGUCUCUGUAAAGAAAACAGUUUGACCAAAUGGAGUAAACGAGUGUAACUACUGUGUAAUACCAUUUAAUUUUAGAUGAUGCACAUAAAACAUGCGAAAACCACAGCAGUACUUUUACAAUACUAUUAAUAGACCUGCAUCUGUGGACUGUAAAACACUAACAUAGAGAUGAAUUAAGUAAGAUACAAUAAUCUCAUCCACUACAGCCAAUUACAGUCCCAUUAAUGCUAUAGAAAGGGUGUCCCCACCACCCAACCACUUAUUUUCUACUUUUUUUUAAUUUUAUUUAAAUCCAGACUCUAAACUGAAAAUAUUGUGUUCCAGCCAAUCUUUCACAAGUGUCAUCAACUUUUUACAAGUACUGAAAACUGAAGCCACUUUGAUUUUUCUUGAAGGGAAAGGAGCAGAGCGCAAGCAUGCACGUGACACUUGUAUAUACUGUACUGAAGUAGACCCCAUGAGGUUGGCUGUAUGUUGGCACAGCUCUGGAUGUUUUCUCAAAGCCCCCCAAAAAGCUGAACCCUGCUGUUCUUGCAUGCCCCUGGUGGAUUAACCGUGUACAGCCAUCCCCAAAUGCGCGUUUUCCUAUUCAAGCCAAGCAGUUUUGCAUCCUUUGUCAGCAGCGGGGGGGUGCAGGCCUCUGUGACCAUCAGGGCUUUGCUAACAUGCGUGCACCACCGACUUGGCUGCAUAAGGGGAGAACUCCAUUGAUUUUUAAAGCAUCUCUUAUGCCAAUGUUGUUUAUUUUUUUUAUUUUAUUUUUCUCUGUAGUGCUUUCUAAUUUAUGUUUAAUUAUUAUGAUGACAUUUUUAAUGAAGUAUUGCAGGAUGUAUGUAUUCAAAGAAUAGAGUGGGAUGUGCGAUAUUCUGCCUAACCUGGUUGUAUAUUUCAGAUGAGAACCUGGACAGUUCUCUCUCCUUGUACUGUAGGUUUAAUGUUAACAUUGGAACUGACUGAACUCGAGGCCCGCCAUGUGUUUUCUGUCACUUCUCAGACUCGUGCUGACACUGAGGGAGGUAUAAUCUGAUGAAGAGGCAUUAGUUUGGGAUAAUGUUUAGUUGCUUUCUCUUGCCCAGCGUUUAAUGAUGCAUUUAGUGUGUUUAUUAGUACUGAAUAAUUUAUAUGGCUACUACAUGUAGCAAGUCUUUUGAGAAGGAUUUGAUGUUUGGAGAAACACGUUUUCAAUAAGCUAAUAAAAUGGGAAAUUAACAGUGUUUGUGUGUUAUAUUUAAUUGUGCUCUGUGAAGGAAAUUUGAAGUUCAAAUGCUGAAGUAAAAUUUUAGAGUUGGGACAAGUUUCAGGACUCUGGUGACAAAUGUUCCUCGUUUUGUUUUCUCUCCGAGUGUCUGGUUUCAAAUGCCUAAUGUCUUGCCAUCCACGUGCUGAUUUAGGCUUAAGUUCUUAGACUCCGUCUUUGACGAUUUAACUUAAACGUCGACGUUGUUGAGACAAACUAAAUGAGUCACUAUUUUGCUGCCUUCAGUUUAAAGUAAGAAAAUCUACUCUGUUCAACCAUAGCGGCUUUCUGGGACCAUGGGAGCCAGUUUGUUGUCAUGCGCCUACAGCCCUGAUGUAACUUUUCUUUAUUUUUGUACAGGAUUUUGCUGCUUUUUUUUUUUUUUUUUAAGGUUUUCUCCAUCGUCAUCAUACAGGUUCUGUCCAAACUGGUACUCUGCUGUUUCUGUGUAUUCUUUUAACCAUACCUACUGAUUGGCAUUCACAAUAAAACCAGGCCAAGUGUACAGAG
Fundulus heteroclitus (mummichog) is the source of this 8325-nucleotide messenger RNA. RefSeq lists its product as uncharacterized. The record is from RefSeq and is a predicted model, not a curated record. Gene Ontology annotation, cellular component: ESCRT-0 complex. The transcript has 25 exons. The coding region runs from base 452 to 5251 and encodes 1599 amino acids. Gene Ontology annotation, biological process: protein transport to vacuole involved in ubiquitin-dependent protein catabolic process via the multivesicular body sorting pathway. Gene Ontology annotation, molecular function: phosphatidylinositol binding; ubiquitin binding. Lineage: Eukaryota; Metazoa; Chordata; Actinopteri; Cyprinodontiformes; Fundulidae.